This is a messenger RNA of Abrus precatorius (Indian licorice), 764 nucleotides long. Its product is annotated as 40S ribosomal protein S7-like. Gene Ontology annotation, biological process: ribosomal small subunit biogenesis; translation; rRNA processing. Gene Ontology annotation, molecular function: structural constituent of ribosome. The coding region runs from base 50 to 625 and encodes 191 amino acids. Gene Ontology annotation, cellular component: 90S preribosome; cytosolic small ribosomal subunit; small-subunit processome. The transcript has 6 exons. Lineage: Eukaryota; Viridiplantae; Streptophyta; Magnoliopsida; Fabales; Fabaceae. The record is from RefSeq and is a predicted model, not a curated record.
GCUGAAGCAGAAGCAGAAGGGUUACACACUCUCCAUUUGAUUGAUCAAAAUGUACACUUCGAGGAAGAAAAUUCACAAGGAUAAGGAUGCUGAGCCUACUGAAUUUGAGGAGACAGUAGCACAGUACUUGUUUGACUUAGAGAAUACCAACCAGGAUCUGAAAAGUGACUUGAAAGAUCUCUAUAUUAAUCAAGCAAUUCAAAUGGAUGUGGCUGGGAAUCGCAAGGCUGUAGUCAUCUACGUGCCUUACAGAUUGAGGAAGGCGUUCCGCAAGAUUCAUCUUCGACUUGUCAGAGAAUUGGAGAAGAAGUUUAGUGGGAAGGAUGUUGUCUUGGUUGCCACAAGAAGGAUCUUGCGGCCACCAAAGAAAGGCUCUGCUGUUCAGCGUCCCCGAACCCGCACUUUGACUGCUGUCCAUGAUGCCAUGCUGGAGGAUGUUGUGCAUCCUGCAGAGAUUGUUGGUAAACGGGUCAGAUAUCGAAUUGAUGGGUCAAAAAUCAUCAAGGUUUUCUUGGACCCUAAGGAGCGCAAUAACACCGAGUACAAGCUGGAGACUUUUUCUGGAGUUUACAGGAAGCUUACUGGAAAGGAUGUAGUAUUUGAGUAUCCUAUGACAGAAGCCUGAAUGCUUCUUGGUUAAAUGGAGUAUUUUUUUCAUGCAGAUUUGUCUGUUAGAAUUACAUAUUUUGUUUAACAAUAUCCAAAAUUUUGACUUCUGGAAUUUUGUUUGAUGCUUCUUCACCUUGAUGACAUUAAAAUUAUUA